AUGGAACUGAAAGACAAUGUUCUUGUUGGUGGCCAAGCUGUUGUUGCAUUAGAAAGCGGAGCAGUUGCUGUCUCAAGAGGCUCACGGUUUAGUGUGAGUGGUGCAAUCAGCGGUGGGUCUUCCUUGUCAUGGCAAAAAGAUGGUCGGGCACUUCCAACUGAUAGUCGUCAGGAAGUCAAAACUACUGGCCAAGGGUCUAGCUCUUUGUUUGUGAGAGACUUUAGAUCAUCAGAUACUGGCAUGUACACACUCUCUGGAGCCAAUGAUGCUGGAAGUGCAUCAUCAUCUGUGCAAAUCACAUCUACAGGUGCUGAUGCGCCACAAAUUCUUCGAAUGCCAUCCCAGGCACCCGUUGUUACUUCUGGUUCUGUAGAAGCAACAAUGGGUCAACGCUCAGUGAUGAUCACAAGAGGUCAAACAUUAAAGAUUAGAGGAUCUGCUCGGGGAAGUCCUCCACCAGCAUACCAAUGGAACAGAGAUGGUUUAAUGCUUACCGAUGGAGGACGAGUGAGCUUGGGAGCAGAUGGUCUUCUUGAAGUUAGAAAGUUCAGAAGUGGAGAUGCUGGAAAGUAUGGAGUGACAGCAACCAAUUCAGCUGGAAGUGAUAGCGAAACAAUCGACGUUGUUUUACCUGACCGUCCUGUGAUUACAACUCCCCCUGUUACUGCUCCAUCGCCACAACCUGAUCAAGACAUGCAGUACUUUGCUGGACAGAAUGCUCGCAUAUAUCGAGGCCGCAAUCUCAAGCUGGCGGUACAAGCAUCUGGAAGACCAGUGCCAGGACUUACGUGGAGGUUACCAUCAGGGAGAAGAUUAAAAUCUGGCACUUCUUAUGACCGCUUUACUGUUCGAGAUGAUGGAACAUUGGAAGUCAGUGAUGUCAGAGUCAGUGAUGAAGGAACUUACAGAGCAAUAGCAAGCAAUGUGGCAGGACUAGCAAAAGCAAAGUCAAGAUUGUCAGUGUUAGUGCCCAACAGUUUUCAGCAAUCACUGCAGCAAUCUGUGUACGUUAAUCAAAAACGUGUUGUUCCAUCCGAAACGAAGGGUUCAACGUCAGUGACAGAAGGCCAGUCUUUUAGCAUAGAAGCAGCCGUAUACGGCAAACCACCGCCCACGAUGUCAUGGAUGCUAAAUGAUGAUGAAAUAUUAAGCAGUGACAGCAGGUCUAUUGAAACGUCAACAAUAGGUGACUUGACAGUGAGCACACUGACGGUCAGCAACACAGGGAGUGAUGAUGCCGGAACAUACACGGCAAUAGCUGAUGGGGCUCAACGUGUCUCAGACUCCGCCACCAUCGAAGUUCAAACGUUGGUGUUGCUCUUCUUUCUGCAGAAGACGGAAGCCCACAAAUUAACAGGCUGCCCAACUACGAGGAGGUGGUUCGUGGCUCUAGAAUUGUAA
Molecule: messenger RNA, 1401 nt
Organism: Corticium candelabrum
Lineage: Eukaryota; Metazoa; Porifera; Homoscleromorpha; Homosclerophorida; Plakinidae
Product: peroxidasin homolog
Exons: 5
Coding region: 1-1401 (466 amino acids)
Biological process (GO): homophilic cell-cell adhesion
Cellular component (GO): plasma membrane
Source: RefSeq, a predicted model, not a curated record